Westerdykella ornata is the source of this 960-nucleotide messenger RNA. RefSeq names its product putative mitochondrial phosphate carrier protein. The transcript is spliced from 4 exons. Bases 1 to 960 code for a protein of 319 amino acids. Gene Ontology annotation, biological process: mitochondrial phosphate ion transmembrane transport. Gene Ontology annotation, cellular component: mitochondrial inner membrane. NCBI's taxonomy places the organism in Eukaryota, Fungi, Ascomycota, Dothideomycetes, Pleosporales, Sporormiaceae. The record is from RefSeq and is a predicted model, not a curated record. Gene Ontology annotation, molecular function: phosphate transmembrane transporter activity.
AUGCCUAAGCUUCUAGCUUCCCCUAUGUCCGAUGUGCCUAUGAAGACUGCAACUAGCACGAUGGAUAAACUCACAGGGCUUCCACUUUACGCAAGAUAUGCUUUCGCUGGUGCAGUUUGUUGCUCAUUUACCCACGCCGUAAUCACUCCUAUCGAUGUUAUCAAGACGAGAAUUCAGCUUGACCCUGGGACGUAUAACCGUGGAAUGUUUCACGGUUUGCGAAAAGUUGCCGCUGAGGACGGAGCCCGGGCUCUUUUGGCCGGAUUUGGCCCAACCGUCGCGGGGUAUUUUGUGCAGGGCGCAUUCAAGUUUGGAGGCUACGAGUUCUUCAAGCAACAAGCUAUCAAUUGGCUUGGGCAGGAUGCGGCGUCCAGGAAUCGCCACACUGUUUACCUUACCUCAUCUGCCGUCGCCGAGUUCCUUGGUGAUAUAGCUCUCUGUCCUUUUGAGGCGGUUCGCAUCCGCCUGGUUUCUGAGCCAACAUUUGCUCCUGGUCUAUGGGACGGUUUCAGCAGGAUGACGAGGGAAGAGGGAAUCAGGGGAUUGUACUCUGGGCUGGGGCCAAUCCUACUCAAACAAGUCCCAUAUACAAUGGCAACGUUUGUUGUAUAUGAAAAUGUCUCAGGAUUAGCGUACAGGGCGGUAGAUAAAUCGGCCGUUUCCAACCUCGCAGUCACUGGAAUCAACCUUGGCUCGGGACUCGUCGCUGGUAUGGCAGCCGCUCUGGUCUCACAACCAGCAGACACGAUGUUGAGCAGGAUCAACAAGGAGAAGGGUCGGCCAGGACAAAGAACGAUCCACCGACUGUUCGAAAUCGCAAGAGAUCUUGGAAUUCGCGGCAGCUACGCCGGUAUUCGCGCCCGUCUGGUCAUGGAGGGUGGUAUGACUGCCGGUCAGUUCGCCAUCUACGGCCACAUCAAACAGGCUGUCGGUACAACUGGCGGUGUCGAGAUCAUGUAG